GUGAUCUUCCCCGCGUUCUUCCUUUGCUACUCCGCAAUACAUCACACGACUGGCUUAGAAAGCAUACGUGGGUAGAUUGGAAUACUUUCAAACAAGCCUUUUUGGCCCGAUUCGAUAAGUGGAUUCAAUGUCUGAUGGGUAUCUGCAACGCCCCCGCGAGCCACGAACAUGGCUUUUCAGAAUUUCGUGCGGAAGACUCGUUUGGCGCAGAGCAUCAUCAACUACUGCGUGAUUGUGUACAUGGAUGACAUCUUGGUGUACUCGAGUUCCUACGAGGGACACGUGCAGCACAUCGAAUGGGCACUGCACGCGUUACGAGAUGCGGGUUUCAAAGUGGCGCUUGAGAAGUGUCAGUUUUUUCUUACCACCAUUUCCUUCUUGGGACACGUGGUGACAGACAAGGGACUCCAACCGGAGCCGCAGAAAGUGGCAGCUGUCAGGAAUGCGCCGGUGCCUACAACUAUCAUGCAAGUUCGCGCCUUUUUGGGCCUGGCCUCGUACUACCGAAGAUUUAUCAAGGGCUUCACGACGAUUGCGGGACCCCUCACAAAUCUGUUUCGCAAAGAUCAGCCGUUGAUCUGGACGCCGCAGUGCGAUCAAGCGUUUUCCAAACUCAAGGCCGCUCUCAUUUCGGCUCCGGUCCUUAUAAGACCGGAUCCCGAAAAGGCUUUUGUUCUCAUCGCUGACUGGCAGCCAGAAGCAAUUUCGGCGAUCCUUGCCCAGGUGGGACCAAGCGGACUUGAGAAUGUGGUGGAGUAUGCGUCCAAAUCGGUGCCCGCCUGCAAGCGCAACUACGCCGCUCCAACGGGAGAAUGCUACGCGGCUCUCUGGGGAAUCAGUCACUUUCGUGCUUACUUCUACGGGCGAAAGUUCACCUUGGUAACCGAUCAUGAGCCCCUGUUGGCUCUGAAGAAAUCGAAGGAUUACUCGGGCAUGAUCGGGCGAUGGACAACGGUGCUGCAGAGCAUGGACUUUGACAUUCGUCAUCGGAAGCACGAGAGACACGGGAAUGCGGACGGACUUACACGACUGCACCGACCUGAGAAAGUCCCGAAGAGUGAGGGGGUGAUUCCGUGGAACAAGCCCGAACAGGAGAUCGGACCUCGGUACGGCCAAAUGGAGAUCUUAUCAAAGCAUUCAUUGGCGAGCGGCUCCCAGAACGAGCCACGUCACCACGGUUGCGGAACUUGCGGCGUUCAGCGGCGACAUCAGCUCGGUCAAUCCGCAGAGGCAUACCGCGAUCUUGACUUCGCUGUGCGAGUGGACGGAGCAGGUGUCCGGCUCCCUCUUAUCAAUCCUGGGCAUUGGCGGCAGUGGCGUGAAACUUUUGACGAAUUGUCCUUCUGCUUGGCCCGAGUAUGGGUAACGUGGACGCGAACCUACGAGCGUCCUGCAUGGAUCGAGAGUGUGGAACUGCUGAUCAUACAGGCUUGGAGAUCUAACAUGGAGGGCGAUCUUCUUGGCUUUCUCUUUGGAUCGGUACAGCCGGGGCGCCGCCAGCGGAUUGCGCAGGAGCUCAUUGAGCCGAUUGUGCAAUUGGCGGACGAUCUCUCGCCCGACAUCGAUUCGCAGAGUGACGAAAGUCCUGCUCCGCACGUUCUCGAGCGGUCAUUGGAUCCAUAUCUUCAGUGGACUGCGUGCUUGGAGGAGCCCAGGGACGAAGAUACGUUGCUGUCGCGGCAGGAGUAUCGGAAGCCGUACAAUAUCAUCCCUCACGCCUUCUAUCCGAGGGCAGAGGAAGUGGUGAUCGACGACGACGACGAAGAGGACGAAGACGAGGAAACAUCGAAGGAGGGAAGCUAUAGCGGAUAUAGCGAGGGUGAGCUGAGUGAAGAAGAAGAGGAGGAAGAAGAAACCGGGUCUGAGUGGGAAUCUUUGCCGGAGGAAGCAACGCGCAUGGGAACGGAGGCGGAAGAUCCGGAAGCAGUGCGAAAGCGAGAAGAAAUCACCACCAGGAAGCGCCAGCUGGAGUUCGCCAGCGGAGCCAGCCUGCGCAUCGAUAACGACCUGACCAGAGAUCCGGAGCCGCCAAAGCCCGAAGAUGGCGAUCCUACAACCGCCACCUCAAGUACCGCUCGACGGAGACAGAGCCGAUCCCCCUCCUCCUCCAGCCCCACCCGUCCCCCAGUUCGCCCACGUACCGAUGCGGGCGAUAGGCCUUCGUCCUCCGACGCUAUCCCGCCGACCUCUUGAUUUUCUCACCCUCGAACAAAUCCGCACCCCCGUC
Messenger RNA from Chara braunii, 2227 nucleotides. The record is from the annotation of a GenBank genome assembly. NCBI's taxonomy places the organism in Eukaryota, Viridiplantae, Streptophyta, Charophyceae, Charales, Characeae.